AUGGAGAGGCUGAAUAUCCUGGUGUUCCUCAUAAGCGACCGUGACCCUCAGUGCAACCUCCACUGCUCCAGGACUCAACCCAAACCCAUCUGUGCCUCCGACGGCAGGUCCUAUGAGUCCAUGUGUGAGUACCAGCGAGCCAAGUGCAGAGACCCGACCCUGGGUGUGGUACAUCGAGGCAGAUGCAAAGACGCUGGUCAGAGCAAGUGUCGCCUGGAGCGGGCUCAGGCCCUGGAGCAAGCCAAGAAGCCGCAGGAGGCGGUGUUUGUCCCGGAGUGCAGCGAAGACGGCUCCUUUACCCAGGUUCAGUGCCAUACUUACACAGGGUACUGCUGGUGUGUCACCCCAGAUGGGAAGCCCAUCAGUGGCUCUUCCGUGCAGAAUAAAACUCCUGUAUGUUCAGGUUCAGUCACCGACAAGCCCUUGAGCCAGGGUAACUCAGGAAGGAAAGAUGACGGGUCGAAGCCGACACCCACGAUGGAGACUCAGCCCGUGUUCGAUGGAGAUGAAAUUACAGCCCCUACUCUAUGGAUUAAGCACUUGGUAAUCAAGGACUCCAAACUGAACAACACCAAUGUAAGGAAUUCAGAGAAAGUCCAUUCGUGCGACCAGGAGAGGCAGAGCGCCCUGGAAGAGGCCCGGCAGAGUCCCCGGGAGGGCAUCGUCAUCCCCGAGUGCGCCCCCGGGGGGCUCUACAAGCCGGUACAGUGCCACCAGUCCACUGGCUACUGCUGGUGUGUGCUGGUGGACACGGGGCGCCCGCUGCCUGGAACCUCCACGCGCUACGUGAUGCCCAGUUGUGAGAGCGAUGCCAGGGCCAAGAUUGCGGAGGUGGACGAUCCCUUCAAGGACAGGGAGCUGCCAGGCUGUCCAGAAGGGAAGAAGAUGGAAUUUAUCACCAGCCUACUGGAUGCCCUCACCACUGACAUGGUGCAGGCCAUUAACUCAGCAGCGCCUACCGGAGGUGGGAGGUUUUCAGAACCGGACCCCAGCCACACCCUGGAGGAGCGCGUGGUGCACUGGUACUUCAGCCAGCUGGAUAGCAAUAGCAGCAACGACAUCAACAAGCGGGAGAUGAAGCCCUUCAAGCGCUACGUGAAGAAGAAAGCCAAGCCCAAGAAGUGUGCCCGGCGUUUCACUGACUACUGUGACCUGAACAAGGACAAGGUCAUCUCACUGCCCGAGCUGAAGGGCUGCCUGGGUGUCAGCAAAGAAGUAGGACGCCUCGUCUAAGGAGCGGAAAACCAAAGGGCAGGUGGAGAGACCAGGGAGGCAGGACGGACCACCCGACACCUAACCUUCACCAGCUCCCCCGGCCCGGCCACAUCCCGUGUAACAGAAGUGGUGCCCACCGUGUUUGCACUUUUGAUAACUCUCAUUUGCGUGUUUUCUUUUCGGUUUCAUUUUUAAGCACCAGUAUCUAAUACCACAGUGGGAAAAGGAAAGGGAAAAGGACUGUUUAUUCUCUAUCUUAUUGUAAGUUUUUGGAUCUGCUACUGACAACUUCGAGGGGUUUUUUUUUUGGUGGGGGGGGGGCGGGUGGGUGUUUGUUGCUGGGACUGAGAAGAAAGAGAUUUAUAUACUGUACAUAAAUAUAUAUGUAAAUUGUAUAGUUCUUUUGUACAGGUUUUGGCAUUUUGCUAUUUGUUUAUUCCUCCCCCCGCCCCACCCCGCUCUCGUUGUGGGGGCUCCGGACACAUAGCCCAGCUUUCUAGAACCCAGGACUGAAUCCCCAGCCCACCUGGAUUCCAUUUGGACACUGACCCCGGUGUGCAUGAAGACGGGAGCCCUACGAUUAUAUUGUAGACUCCAUUGGUUCUUUCCUGGUGGGAGGAGGGUCCUGCCCUUGCUUUAGCUGUCAGAGGCAGCAGGUCGCUGGGCGUUUGGCCUUCCCAAGGGAGGUUGGGUUGAGGGACAGAUGGGAGUUGCCCCCAGAGGGAGGGCAAUAGCCAGCACAGGCACCAGUUCUCCCAUGCCCACGUGGUCCUGCUCUCUGGACCUCAGGCGGCCCAGGAUCCGUCCGUGGGUAUGUCAGUAUCCUCGUGACCCACCGAGCAAAUGAUUCUCAGACGAUUUGCAUUAGGUCAUUUGAAACGUUCUCACCCAUGUUUAGCAUCUACUCUGUAAAGCACGAGAAGGGAGGCAAAGAAGAAAAAGAUACAGUGGGGCCUUCUAUUUAGUGGAUGUUUGAUGUUUAAGCAGUGGAGGGAAGAGGACAGAGGCCAGCACUGAUGGGUGCGGUGCCAGCCCCCUGCAAAUGCACAAGCGUGGCUUUCCGAGACUGGCCGUCUCAGCCGCAGGGUCAGGCCGGGGCUUCAUCUCCACUCUGUAUCUCCCCUGCCAUCCUGUCCUCAGCGGUGAUGACAAGCCUGAGGGAGGAGUUCGGCUGGUCAUCUUGUUGGUAACUCAGUGGUUUCUUUGUUUUUUAACCCAAUACUGAGGUUCUUCCUGUUCCCUCAAAUGCUCCUAAGGGCUUCUAGGCUUGAGGCCAAUUCCAGAGCAAAACUGAUUCUGGGUCUCCUACUUCUGCCCCCUGUAGAAGUGUAGGGCUAAUAACCCAGCUAGGGGGAAAUCCGGGCCUCACCUUCCACAGACAUGUGACUGGGAUUCCACUGCAGGCUGCCCAGCCUUCCUCUGCCCGGGUGGCCGUGCCCAUUCAGACAGCUGUCAGACAGAGAGCAACCAGGGACACUUAGCAUCUCUUCCCAUGAGCGGCUGCGGCAGCAACGAAGGAGGACAAGUGGCCCAGGACCAGUGCCCCCAUCGGAUCGCUCUUGGAAAUCUGGCCUCCUCUCAUAGCUCACCCAGCAUUCCCAUAAGUGCACCCACCUCAGCAGACUGUGUAUCCCAUUUCGGGUCUGGAAGGAAUUGGCGCCGUAAGUAUGGACCCACUCGAGGCCCUGCUCGGGGAGCGCCUGGGGCGGAGCUGGGGGGCGGGCACGGCCUCCUCGGGACAUGCUCUGGCGGGGCCUCGGGCUAGAGAAUGUUCUUGAGCAAGUCCUGGAGGUUGUCUCAGGGGUGACUAAGACAUGCCAACAUGGUAAGGAGGAAAGGGGGCCCCCCACCCCCCACUGGCCUGGACCAGAUGACCCAGCGUGCUAGAGUUAGAUGGACCUUCCAGAAGGCCCCGGCCCCUUUCCCUGACCUGGAGGAAGCAUGAAAACGCAGAUAGGGCGCCCCCCUGUGGAAAUUCAGAGUCCCCCCUCCCCAACCCUGGCAUCUUCUCUCACACACGUGUAGGCUAUGUUGUGUGGCUUUCCUUUGUGAGGAUGGAGGGAGAUAUCUGUAGCUUGUUUUAUAAAAAAUAAAAAUGGGUAAACCUUGGUA
Molecule: messenger RNA, 3327 nt
Organism: Leptonychotes weddellii (Weddell seal)
Lineage: Eukaryota; Metazoa; Chordata; Mammalia; Carnivora; Phocidae
Source: RefSeq, a predicted model, not a curated record